CAGGGUCUGGGGAGAGCGGAUAUAGUGAAUGCAGGGUCUGGGGAGAGCGGAUAUAGUGAAUGCAGGGGUCCGGGGAGACCGGAUAUAGUGAAUGCGGGGUCCGGGGAGACCGGAUAUAGUGAAUGCGGGGUCCGGGGAGACCGGAUAUAGUGAAUGCAGGGUCCGUGGAGACCGGAUAUAGUGAAUGCAGGGUUCGGGGAGACAAGAUAUAGUGAAUGCAGGGUCCGGGCAGACCAGAUAUAGUGAAUGCAGGGUCCGAGAAGACCAGAUAUAGUCAAUGCAGGGUCCGGGGAGACCGGAUAUAAUCAAUGCAGGGUCCGGGGAGACCGGAUAUAAUCAAUGCAGGGUCCGGGGAGA
Messenger RNA from Staurois parvus, 357 nucleotides. The record is from the annotation of a GenBank genome assembly. NCBI's taxonomy places the organism in Eukaryota, Metazoa, Chordata, Amphibia, Anura, Ranidae.